Molecule: messenger RNA, 414 nt
Organism: Anopheles bellator
Lineage: Eukaryota; Metazoa; Arthropoda; Insecta; Diptera; Culicidae
Product: cuticle protein 19-like
Exons: 2
Coding region: 1-414 (137 amino acids)
Cellular component (GO): extracellular matrix
Source: RefSeq, a predicted model, not a curated record
AUGUUCAAGAUCAUCGCUCUGACUGUCGCCUGCCUGGUCGUUGCUGCUUCGGCGCAAUACUGGGGUGAUGCCGGCUACGGAUACCAGGCUGAUCAUGGCCACCACGACUAUUACUCUCAUCCGAGCUACAAAUUCGAGUAUGGCGUAAAGGAUCAUCACACCGGAGACCACAAGAGCCAGUGGGAACACCGGGAUGGGGACGUCGUGAAGGGAGCCUACACUCUGGAGGAAGCUGAUGGAACCCACCGAGUGGUCGAAUAUUCCUCGGACAAGCACAACGGAUUCCAGGCUCAUGUCAAGCGCGUGGGUCAUGCCCAUCACCCGCAGGUCUAUGGUCAUCAUGGUGGUCACUACGGAGGCGGCUAUUCGCACGGUGCCGGAUACAGCUACAGCAAGCUGGAUCAGCAUUUCUAA